UAUCAGUGUGAACAUCCUGUCCCGGGUAUUCUGUCCUGGGUUGUCAGUGAGUGUUGGUUAACCAGGUGUGGUGGAUGGCUGUUUACUGGCAUGAACAAGUCGCAGUAAAUAAUAAGUGUUAAGUGAAGAACUAUUGCUAUAAGCAAGUCUUGGAUAUAAUACAAUGGAAGAAAAAACUCUUACUACGGAGACGGUUGACUUACCGGCAGAGUGCAGCAACAGUGACCCAACUUCUCCGCAGCAAACAAGGGAACAAACCCAGGAUGAUAAACAGGACAACCAAGUGGGGUUGAGUGAGGAAUGGAAGGAUUCUCCCAGUGAUGCUUGGAAACAUUCCCUUAGUGAUUUUGAGAGACAAAUCCUUGCAAUGCAAGCUACAGAUGGAACUAGUGAACAUAUGGUAGCUGUUGGGGCAGAAUAUAAUGAAAACACUGUUGUAGUCACAAAAGAGGUUAAAUCUGAUGCCAUACAAAGUCAUACAUUUGUGGAUGUGAAAAGCAACCAACUUGAAUCACAAAGCAGCUUAGCUCAAGACCCAACUAAUGAACCAACUCAACUUCUCAGCAACACAGAACUGUAUGCAUAUAAUGACAGCACCAGUGAAUACUCUGAACAUUCAGAAGACACAAAUAGUAUUUCUGGUAUAAUGAGUGAUAGAGAGACCGUAUUGAGGGAAUCUGCUUCGCCAAGUCAUAAAUAUAUGCUUGACAUGGAUACUGCAUCCAGCAUUAAAGAUUGCAAAGAGACAAAUUUUGAGAUUUCUCACUGGGGCACUCGGUCAGUCCGCCGUGUAAAAAUUAAAAAGCAGACAGUUUCAAGAACAUUAAGCUUAGACCCCGGUAUACAGAAGCAGUACUCAGGUUUCAUGGAACAUCACAUUAAACUGCUCAAAGAUGAGCGUGAAAGUGUACAGAAGAAGACUUUCAUGAAAUGGGUUAAUUCUCACCUGGUGCGCGUGAGUGCCCGUAUUGGAGACCUCUAUGUUGAUCUGCGAGACGGAAAGCAACUCAUCAAGCUGCUGGAGAUCCUGUCUGGAGAGCGACUACCACGACCCACCAAGGGAAAGAUGCGAAUUCACUGCUUGGAGAAUGUGGACAAGGCAUUACAAUUCCUACGUGACCAGCGUGUCCACUUGGAGAACAUGGGUUCACACGAUAUUGUGGACGGUAAUGCACGACUUACCCUAGGUCUCAUCUGGACCAUCAUCCUUCGCUUCCAGAUUCAAGAUAUUACCAUCGAAGAGACUGAGAAUCAAGAGACAAAGAGUGCCAAGGAUGCUCUCCUUCUUUGGUGUCAGAUGAAGACUGCUGGCUAUCACAAUGUUAACAUCAGGAAUUUCACUACAUCUUGGAGAGAUGGUUUAGCUUUUAAUGCCAUCAUUCAUAAACACAGGCCAGAUUUGGUGCAAUAUGAGAAGUUGUCUCGUUCAAAUCCUAUUCACAAUCUCAACAACGCCUUCAAUGUGGCAGAAAACAAACUGGGACUCACAAAACUUCUGGAUGCAGAAGACAUUUUUGUGGAACAGCCUGAUGAGAAGUCUAUUAUUACCUAUGUUGUCACAUACUAUCACUACUUCUCUAAGUUGAAGCAGGAGACAGUUCAGGGCAAGCGUAUAGGCAAGGUAGUUGGCAUUGCUAUGGAGAAUGAUAGAAUGAUAAGGGAAUAUGAAGGAUUGACCUCAGAUCUUCUCAAGUGGAUUGAGACCACCAUUGAGUCUCUUAAUGACAGGGAUUUUGCCAAUUCCUUGACAGGAGUUCAAACACAGCUGACACAGUUCAACACCUAUCGCACUGUAGAAAAACCACCAAAGUUUGUAGAAAAGGGUAACCUUGAGGUGCUGCUUUUUACUUUGCAGUCUAAGAUGAGAGCUAACAACCAAAAACCAUAUUUGCCAAAGGAAGGUAAGAUGAUCAGUGACAUCAACAAAGCCUGGGAACGCUUAGAGAAGGCUGAGCAUGAACGGGAAUUGGCACUGCGAGAGGAGCUCAUUCGUCAAGAGAAAUUGGAACAACUAGCUGCUAGGUUUAACCGUAAGGCUGGGAUGAGAGAGACAUGGUUGUCUGAAAACCAGCGUCUGGUUUCUCAAGACAACUUUGGCUUUGAUUUGGCAGCUGUGGAAGCAGCAGCAAAGAAACAUGAAGCCAUUGAAACUGAUAUCUUUGCUUAUGAGGAACGUGUACAAGCUGUUGUUGCUGUUGCACAAGAAUUGGAGACUGAACGUUAUCAUGAUAUUGAACGUAUCAAUGCAAGGAAAGAUAAUGUAUUGCGGCUCUGGAACUAUCUGUUAGAGCUUUUGCGUCUUCGUCGCAUGAGACUUGAGCUGUCCCUACAGUUGCAACAGAACUUCCAAGAAAUGAUAUACAUAUUAGAUUCUAUGGAAGAUAUGAAGGUGCGACUGUUGAGUGAAGAUUAUGGAAAACAUCUUAUGGGUGUAGAGGACUUGUUGCAGAAACACUCACUGCUGGAAGCAGAUAUCAAUGUGCUGGGUGAGCGUGUUAAGACAGUUAUUGAGCACUCUCAAAGGUUCCUUGAUGAUGAACAAGUGGAGGGUUAUCGCCCAUGUGACCCAUCCAUUGUUCUGGAACGUGUACAACAGUUGGAAGAUGCUUAUGGUGAAUUGGUGAAGCUUGCAGUAGAACGUCGGCUGCGUCUGGAAGAGUCCCGUAAAUUAUGGCAGUUCUACUGGGAUAUGGCAGAAGAAGAAAACUGGAUCAAGGAAAAGGAACAGAUUCUUUCCACAUCAGACAUUGGGCAUGACCUUAUUACUGUUAAUCUACUCCUGACUAAGCACAAGACAGUAGAAGAAGAGCUGCUUUCACAUGAACCCCAGGUAAUGGCUGUCGUUAAAGUUGGUGAAGAACUCAUUGCUCAGCAGCAUUUUGGCUCAGACAAGAUUCAAGAGAGAAUUGAUGAAAUUGUGGGAAUGUGGACUAACCUCAAGGAUAGAUCAGCAAAUCGCAAGAAGAGGCUGACUGACGCAGUGGACCUUCAUCAGUUCUACACAGAAGCUGAUGAUGUAGACACAUGGAUGCUGGAUAUUCUUCGUUUGGUAUCUAGUGAGGAUACUGGCCGAGAUGAGGCUACUGUGCAGUCUCUUCUCAAGAAGCACAAGGAUGUCACUGAAGAAUUGAAAAAUUAUGCCACCACUAUUGAAGCUCUUCAUCAACAAGCAUCAGAACUUAAUGAGAUUGAUAGGGAAUCUCCAGAUGUGGUUGAGAGAUUGGCUUCCAUUGACAGGCGGUAUAAAGAGCUCUUGGAAUUGGCAAAGAUGCGUAAACAGAGACUCCUUGAUGCCUUGUCGUUGUAUAAACUGUUUACAGAGGCAGAUGGAGUUGAGCAAUGGAUAGGAGAAAAAGAACGGAUGCUUCAGACUAUGGUCCCUGCAAAGGAUAUUGAAGAUUGUGAGAUCAUGAAACAUAGGUAUGAAGGAUUUGAACAAGAGAUGAAUGCUAAUGCCAGUCGUGUUGCAGUGGUGAAUCAGCUGGCACGCCAGCUGUUGCAUGUGGAACAUCCUAAUUCAGAGGAUAUUGUAGCCCGUCAAAAUCAGUUAAAUCAACGCUGGGCAGAGCUUCGAGAAAAGGCUGAGGGUAAACGUGAAGAACUUAACUCAGCUCAUGGUGUUCAGACAUUCCACAUUGAAUGCCGAGAAACAGUACUCUGGAUUGAAGAUAAGAAGAGAGUCUUGAUGGAGACAGCUGAUCUUGGUACAGAUCUUAGUGGCAUCAUGACUCUUCAGCGACGCCUGUCUGGUAUGGAACGUGACUUAGCAGCCAUUCAGGCAAAGUUGGAUUCUCUAGAAAGAGAGGCUGAUAAAAUCAGUCAAGACCAUCCAGAUGAAGCUGAGCUUAUCCGUGAACGUGUUGAACAAAUUCGUGCUGUGUGGGAUCAGCUUACUCAGUUGUUGAAGGAACGUGAUGCAAAACUGGAGGAAGCUGGUGAUCUUCAUCGCUUCCUGCGUGAUUUGGACCACUUCCAGGCUUGGCUGACCAAGACUAUGACUGAUGUUGCCUCAGAAGAUAUUCCUUCUAACCUUGCUGAAGCAGAAAAACUUCUCAGUCAGCACCAGUCUAUCCGAGAAGAGAUUGAUAACUACACUGAAGAUUAUACCAAGAUGAUGGAAUAUGGUGAACGUAUAACUGCUGAAGAUGUCACUCCAGCAGAUGAUGCUCAAUAUAUGUUCUUGAGAGAACGUCUGAAAGCCCUCAAGGAUGGCUGGGCAGAGUUGCACCAGAUGUGGGAAAACAGACAGCAGCUUUUAUCACAGUCUCUCAAUUUGCAAAUGUUCUUACGUGAUACCAAACAAGGCGAAGUACUUCUUAGCCAGCAGGAACACUACCUCAGUAAGGACGAGACACCUACUAACUUGGAGCAGGCAGAGAAUCUCAUUAAGAGACACGAAGCCUUCCUUACUACUAUGGAAGCUAAUGAUGAAAAGAUUAAUGGCAUAUGUCAGUUUGCACAGAGGCUUUUGGAUGAAGAACAUUUUGCAGCUGAAAAAAUUCAGAAAAAGGCAGAAAACAUUGAAGAACGUCGUCAACAAAAUAGAGAUAGAGCCAUGGAACAGAUGGAGCGUUUACGGGACCAACUGCAAGUGCAUCAGUUCCUUCAAGAUUGUGAAGAACUCAAUGACUGGGUACAAGAAAAGCAUAUCAUUGCCCAAGAUGAGAGUUAUCGCUCAGCCAAGACUGUGCACAGCAAGUGGACACGACAUCAGGCCUUUGAAGCAGAGAUUGCCAGCAAUAAAGACCGGCUAGUACGAGUACAGCAAGCUGGGGAGGAGUUGGUGAAAGAAAAGCCAGAGAUGGCAGAACUUAUUGGACCCAAGAUUUCUGAACUGAACCAACACUUUGAUGCCCUGGAAACUACUACAAAAGAAAAGGGUGAACGUCUCUUUGAUGCUAAUCGACAGGUGCUUUAUGAACAGACUUGUGAUGAUAUUGAUACAUGGAUGACUGAUUUGGAAAAACAAAUUGAGGGUGGAGAUACUGGCAUGGAUCUCACUUCUGUAAAUAUACUUAUGCAGAAACAACAAAUGAUAGAGACACAAAUGGCUGUUAAAGCCAAGCAAGUUGAACAACUAGAAAGUCAAGCUGAUUAUUUACAACGCAUGACACCAGAGAAGACUGAAGAGAUCAAAUUGAUGAAGGCAAAGGUAGAAUCCAAAUUUGAUUCACUCAAGGGUCCUCUAGUAGACCGCAAUUGGGCUUUGAGUAAAAAGAAAGAAGCUUACCAGUUCAGGAGGGAUGUGGAAGAUGAGAAGCUGUGGAUUUUAGAAAAGAUGCCUCAGGCAUCUAGCACAGAAUAUGGUAACUCUCUCUUCACCGUCCACAUGCUGAAGAAGAAGCUACAGAGCCUAAGCACAGAAAUUGAUAACCAUGAAAUUCGCAUUAAUUUGGUAUGUGCAAAUGGCAGAAAACUAAUUGAGGAAGGACACGAGAGUGCAGAUGAAUUCCACAAGUUAUUAGAGGACUUGCUUGAUCACUGGGCCAAAUUAAAGGAUGCUCUUGAACACCGACGAUCAAAACUUUUGGUGUCAGAGAAGGCUCAACAAUACCUCUUUGAUGCAAGUGAAGCAGAGGUCUGGAUGAGUGAACAGGAGCUGUACAUGAUGGUUGAAGACCGUGGUAAAGAUGAACUUUCUGCCCAAAACUUAAUGAAGAAACACCAGAGCUUAGAGAGUGCUGUAUCUGACUAUGCUGAAACGAUAAGACAACUUGGAGAAACAGCUAGACAUCUCAUUAAUGAAGAACAUCCGGAUAGUGAACAGAUUGGAAUCAGACAGUCCCAGAUUGACAAGUUAUAUGCAGGAUUACGAGAUCUUGCAGUGGAACGCCGCAGUAAAUUGGAUGAAGCUCUCAAGCUCUUUAUGCUGAAUCGUGAGGUUGAUGACCUAGAACAAUGGAUUGCAGAGAGGGAGGUGGUUGCUGGAUCACACGAACUUGGUCAAGAUUAUGAGCAUGUCUCGAUGCUUCGUGACAGGUUUAAGGAGUUUGCUCGUGACACAGAAACCAUUGGAACAGAGCGUGUUGCAGCUGUCAAUGAGAUUGCUGAUCAACUAAUAUCUGCGGGUCACUCUGAUGCAGCCACUAUAGCAGAAUGGAAGGAUGGUCUCAAUGAAUCUUGGGCUGACCUACUUGAAUUGAUUGAGACACGCACACAGAUGUUAGCAGCUUCAUGGGAGCUCCAUAAAUUCUUCCAUGAUUGCAAAGAUGUGUUGAGUCGCAUUCUAGAAAAGCAAAACAGUAUCUCAGAUGAACUUGGUCGUGAUGCUGGUUCAGUUUCUGCCCUGCAGAGGAAACACCAAAACUUUGUACAAGACUUGGUUAUGCUUCAACAGCAGGUGCAACAGGUUCAGGAAGAUUCAUCCAAAUUACAAGCAGCAUAUGCAGGUGACAAAGCUCGUGAAAUUACCAACCGAGAAGCAGAGGUGGUGUCAGCAUGGUUGAACUUACAAGGAAUGUGUGAAGAUCGACGAAUUAAACUUCAUGACACUGGGGAUCUAUUUAGAUUCUUUAACAUGGUGCGCACACUUAUCUUGUGGAUGGAUGAUGUUAUCAGACAGAUGAACACUACAGAAAAACCAAGGGAUGUCAGUGGUGUUGAAUUAUUAAUGAACAAUCAUCAGAGUCUUAAAGCAGAGGUAGAUGCCCGGGAAGACAACUUUAAUGUGUGUGUAUCUCUUGGGAAGGAGCUUCUUUCCCGCAACCACUAUGCUACACCAGAGAUCAAGGAGAAGCUUAUGUCAUUAAGCAACCAGCGCAUCAACAUGCUCCAGCGCUGGGAAGAACGAUGGGAGCAUUUGCAGCUUAUUCUGGAGGUGUACCAGUUUGCUCGCGAUGCAUCUGUGGCAGAACAGUGGCUACUUGCACAGGAGCCUUAUCUAGUAUCAGUUGAAUUUGGGUGCUCUAUUGAUGAAGUUGAAAACCUCAUCAAGAAACAUGAGGCAUUUGAUAAGGCAUGUUCGGCCCAGGAAGAACGAUUUGCUGCCUUAGAAAGACUAACCACGCUUGAAGCCCUUAGUGUAACUGAUGCAAGACCAUCAACUAACAGUGGUGAUGAAACCAGUAUCAACCGCUCCUUCAUUCCUUCUUACUCACCUCGCCCACCCAGCCUCCGCCGUCAUUCUCUCCCCACCCCUGUACACGCAUUUUUUACUGCAUUUUCUUGUCCUGCAUUAACUCAGUUACAAGCCAGUAGGCAAAGAAGUUUUCGCCCCCUGUCAGAUAUUAUAUCGCCUAAGGUGGCUUCCAGUGGCUCUUUAAGGAAAAAUCGCAACAGAUCAAAUUCUGUUUCUAAUCCACAACUGUCAGAAACUGUACUCGUAAAGGAUUCUGAUACAGACAGUCUCUUUUCUGAAAUGCUUAACUUGCGCUGCAAUUAUUAUGAAGAGCGGCCCACUAGUGCCCCUCCUAGUAACUCAUUACAAUUAAGCUCAAAAGUUUCAACUAAUAGUGUGCCUACACCAUCAAAUCCAUCUCUCUCAAUAGAAAAUAGAGAUGGUGAAUUUUUGCAUUUAAAUGUCCCAGAUGGUGGAAGUGACAGUAAAUCUAAUAGCUCAGUUUGUGAGUUCGUUAGUGUAGAUGAAUAUGAAUCCCCAUAUUUAGAGGAGUCAGUAUAUAGAAUAUCAGACUUUUGUUCACAGGGCACAGGUUUUAGAAAUAGUUCAGAACUCGAGUGUAUUGCCGAAUUAGAAAAAGAAGAUAUGGAGCCUGUAUAUUGUUAUAGGGCUUAUAGAAAAAGUCAGAUAUACGGUUAUACAGACUCGGCUGAUGAGAGUACUACGUUACCACCCAUAUAUGAAUUAGAAGGUGAGGGAUCCGAGAUCACAGAAUUGGCUAGCCCCGCUAGAUCUGUUGAGUUUUGGAGCACUGAAAAUCUCUGUGAUGAGAAAUCGGACAACUUUAGUAAAAAAUAUAAUAAGACCAGCAUUGAAGCAUCCCAACCUCAAAAUUGGGUGAACCAUGAUAAUUGUGCUCAGUAUUGUUCAGAUAAUGAUUCCAUCAUGAGUUAUUAUUCAGUUAUCCCUCGUGAGGGUUUAAGGGAGAGCGUGCGUAAUGUUGACCAUUUAGUGGGAAAAUUGGAUUUGGGAAAUGUACAGGGGUGCCCCUCACCAGUGUCACCUUUCCCUCUCACUCCACCCAAUACUUGUGAUUCGUCUCCUAAAGUGACAAAUGUUAGACAUCCUGCAAGAAAUAACCUGCAUGCUCUGUCUGGUGUAGAGGUAAAGUAGUCUCAUAGUUUUAUGAAUUGUCCAUUUUGUUUUAUCAAUAUUUGUGCCUGCACCUCCUGUCAAGAAUGAAUCUAGUCUUAGGAUUGACUGAAAUGUUACAUUCUUAUGUUGCUGCCUAUAAGAUGAUAAUCAAUCCCCUAACCAAAAUAUUUUAAUUUUUAACUCAAGGACUCUUUGGGGUAUACAAUAAGAUUUUUUUCUAUUGAAAUGCAUGAAGAAUUAUAUAGUAGACUUCAUUUUGUAGAAGAUUUAGAUGCAAGGCUUAUUAUACAAAUGGGAGAUUAUAGAAUGUGUUUAAUAAUACAGUACAGUA
Homarus americanus (American lobster) is the source of this 8543-nucleotide messenger RNA. It is a transcript of the gene beta-Spec, whose product is annotated as spectrin beta chain-like. Lineage: Eukaryota; Metazoa; Arthropoda; Malacostraca; Decapoda; Nephropidae. The record is from RefSeq and is a predicted model, not a curated record. Gene Ontology annotation, biological process: actin cytoskeleton organization; neuron development. The coding region runs from base 164 to 8230 and encodes 2688 amino acids. Gene Ontology annotation, cellular component: spectrin; plasma membrane; cortical actin cytoskeleton. Gene Ontology annotation, molecular function: structural constituent of cytoskeleton; actin filament binding. The transcript is spliced from 10 exons.